CUCUCCCCUUUUCCCUUUUUUAGGCUUAACCCUUUUCCAAUAUUACACAACUACCCUCCACCCUCAUAUAUAAUUUUUUUUCUUAUUAUAAUUUUCAAUUAACAAUUAUAAUCAACCAAACCCUAGAAACUCAAAUCACAAAAUCGGUCAUCCAAAACUUAAUCAAACAUCAAAUUCAUCUUACAAUCAACUCAUACAUACAAAUCCCUCUGCCAAUUUCAACAAAAAGACUUGGGUUGAAUACACACACCAUGAGGUUUAAAAAGGGUAGCAAAGUGAAGGUCAUGAACAAGGAGGUUCGUGCAUCGUGUCAUGAUGAUCGACGGAUUCCAGCCGGGAAGGUUUUAAGAAACAGCAAAGUCGAACCAAGUUACUCUAUGACGAUUCGUCAAAAGAAAGUUGAUUGCUUGCCUGUCUACAACAAUAUUAGAUUUAAGAACUCGAAGAGGGCAUCCCCGUUUCGCUCAUCUAAUUACAAAGCUAAGAAAGUCAAACGUGCUGAGAAAGAUUGCGGUCGAAGUCAAAGUCAAAGGCAUUCAUUCGAAAAGGUAGAUGCUUUUGAGGGUAAGGAAUACACGCAAGAAUCCUUUAACUGUACUUUAAACGGUUAUUAUAAAACAGAGAACAAGAAAAGAAAAACAUACGAGUCUGAUAACGACCAAUGCUCUGUUGGUAGUUGUAGUGUUCUUAGUGACGGUUAUAAUAAUAAGUUAUCUAGUCAUUCCGAUGUAGACAUUCUGUCUAGCGACGGAGAGUCUUUUAGUACUUCACGGGUCGAACAUGAAGUUGCAGCAAGUGUUCAUAGGUUAGAGUUACAUGCAUAUCGUUCCACGUUGGAGGCGUUAUAUGCUUCUGGCCCAUUAAGUUGGGAAAAAGAAGCGGUAUUGACUAAUCUUCGUAUUAGUCUCCAUAUUUCAAAUGAUGAACAUUUGACGGAGCUAAAGCAUUUAAUUUCGUCUGGAUCCCGUAUUCUUGAUUAAAAGUGAACUUUUACGCAUCUUUUGGUUUUUUUUUUUUUUUUUUUUGCCGCUUUUAAGAUUAGGAUUCUUGUACAAUUUCAAUAAUGUUGUAAGAAGUAGCUUUCUUUCUGUAGUUGCAUAGACUUUUUAAAAUUUGUAAUUAGUAAUGCAAUGCAAUGUAAUCCAGUCUUGUAUGAGGUGAAAUUCAACAUUGAUGCUUUGGUUCAAAUCUUAUUAUAUAUUUUUAGGGUAAA
Molecule: messenger RNA, 1213 nt
Organism: Helianthus annuus (common sunflower)
Lineage: Eukaryota; Viridiplantae; Streptophyta; Magnoliopsida; Asterales; Asteraceae
Exons: 3
Coding region: 252-980 (242 amino acids)
Biological process (GO): defense response to fungus
Cellular component (GO): nucleus
Source: RefSeq, a predicted model, not a curated record